CAGUGACACACACACACACACACACCCCUCCAGUGUGGAGAGAGAGGUCCUGCACGUCUCUGUGGAUUAUACACUCUUCAUUCUUUUUGUAUUUGUGAUUUUUUUCGCUUUUCUUUUUUCCACGUGUGUUUUGGUGGAACCACACAGAGAGAGAGAGGAGAACUUCACACACACACACACACACACACACACUGUGGGGAGUAAAUCUCAGCUCUCCGCGCUCGGUGUUGUGUGUGUUUAAUGGUGAUUCGGUGGAGUUGAAUGUUUAUAGAGUUUAAAGUGAAUAUUUACUGACUCUUGUGGUAAUAAACAGUGAGGCGCGCGCGCGGCUCGACUAGCCUGCUAGCAUUAGCCAAGGCAAUAAGUGAAUAAACGUCUCGCGCGCUCCGGCACACCGCGGACAGCGCGCUAACCUGCGCGUGAGAGCCGAGUUACUUCAGUAAAGCAGUCAGAGACCGAACCGCCAACCGGAAGUAGAACUUUAUUAACACAUUCACCUCAGGAGCGGAGUUAGCUUAGCGCUAGUGUGAGAACUAGCCUGAGGGGGUGUAUACUCCCGUGUGUGUGUGUGUGUGUGAUACAGAAUAAAGCCUGUACAAGAUGAAGAUCCUGGAGAGAUUAUUAAUAUUAAUAAUAAUUAUAAUAAUGAGCAGAAACGCCGCUCCUGACGGUGAUGUGUUCCGUGACGGAGUGAAGCUAAGCUAACUCAAUCUCAGCAUGCUAAUCAGUCCUGCUAGCUGACCCGCACACAGGCUAACAGGCUAACAGGCUAACUUCUCCUCAGCGGGGACACUCUCGUUUUUAUCAGUUCGGAUUUUUGUGUAAAACCUUUUUUUUUUUUUUGGUAAAAAAACCUUUUUGGGGUUGAAAAUGAAUCUCCUGAGUGUGUGUGUGUUCCUCCUGUGUGUGACGAGCUGGAGCCGUGCAGAGAUCUGCCAGAGUAAGGACAUCAGGAACAACGUGGCUAACCUGCGUGCUCUGGAGAACUGCACGGUGAUCGAGGGCCACCUGAAGAUACUGCUGAUGUUCCACACGACGGCCGAGGACUUCCGGGGUGUGAGCUUCCCCAGGCUGACGGUGGUGACGGACUACCUGCUGCUGUUCCGAGUGUACGGCCUGGAGAGCCUGAGCGCGCUGUUCCCCAACCUCACCGUCAUCCGCGGGAACAAUCUGUUCUUCAACUACGCCCUGGUGGUCUUCGAGAUGCUGCAGCUGAAGGAGAUCGGACUGCACAGUCUGAUGAACGUCACGCGCGGCGCCGUGCGGCUGGAGAAGAACCCGGACCUGUGCUACCUGUCCACUCUCGACUGGUCCCAGAUCCUCGACUCCGUGGAGGACAACUACAUUGUGGCCAAUAAGAACGAGGGGGAGUGUGGGGACGUGUGUCCCGGCAUGGCCAAGGGCAAGAACACCUGUCCCCAGACCACCAUCAACGGGGAGUUCGGGGCGCGCUGCUGGACACAACAGCACUGUCAGCGAAUGUGUCCGUCGGUGUGUAAGGCGAGGGCGUGUACGGCGGACGGUAAGUGCUGUCACCCCGAGUGUUUGGGAGGGUGUAAGAAGUCGGACUCGGAGGCGGAGUGUGUGGCGUGUCGUCACUUCCUGCACGGGGGCGUGUGUGUGGAGACCUGCCCCGCCGGCUUCCUCUCCUUUAAGGGGUGGCGGUGUGUGAGCCCCGCCUACUGCCACACCCUUCACACGCAGUGCACUCGCAACACACUGGACCAAGGCUGCACCUCCUACGUCAUCCACCAGGGGGCGUGUGUUCCUGAGUGUCCCUCUGGGUACACUACUGUCAACUCCACAACGUUGAUGUGUACACCGUGUGCAGGAACAUGUCCUAAAGUGUGUGUGGGAGAGAAGACAGUGGACUCUGUGACGGCGGCUCAGGAGCUGCGGGGGUGCACUCUGCUUAAUGGCAGCCUCAUCAUCAACAUCCGGGGAGGAAAUAACAUUGCAGCAGAACUAGAAGCUAACCUGGGUCAGCUGGAGGAGAUCACGGGAUACCUGAUGGUGCGCCGCUCCUACGCUCUGGUCUCUCUGUCGUUCCUCAAGAAGCUCAGGCUGAUCCGCGGAGAGACGCAGGAGCGGGGGAAUUUCUCGUUCUUCGCUCUGGACAAUCAGAACCUGUGCCAGCUCUGGGAUUGGUCCAAACACCACCUGGUGAUCCUGCAGGGCCGCAUGUUCUUCCACCACAACUCUAAACUGUGUCUGAGUGAGAUCCGCAGGAUGGAGGAGGUGACGGGGACGAAGGACAGACAGCCACGCAACGACAUCGGCCUGAAGACCAACGGGGAGCAGGCCUCCUGUGAGUCCAAGCUGCUGCAGUUCACGACGAUCCGGACUCUGGCCGAUAAGAUCAUGAUAAAGUGGGAGGCGUUCUGGCCGCCGGACUUCAGGGACCUGCUGGGCUUCAUGGUGCUCUAUAAAGAGGCGCCGUACAGGAACGUGACAGAAUUUGACGGACAGGAUGCGUGCGGUUCUAACAGCUGGGUGAUUGCAGAUGUGGACCCUCCUCAGCGCGACAGCAGACAGCAGACGGAGCCCGGGUUCCUCAUCCUGGGUUUAAAGCCCUGGACUCAGUACGCCAUCAUGGUCAAAGCCCAGAUCUCCACCUCUGAUGAUCACCCGGCCCACGGCGCCAAGAGCCGGAUCAUCUACGUCCGCACCAACGCCACCAAGCCGUCGGUGCCGCUGGACCCCAUCUCGUCCUCCAACUCGUCCUCUGAGAUCAUCCUGAAGUGGAAAACUCCGAACGACCCCAACGGCAACAUCACCCACUACAUCGUGUCCUGUCUGCAGCAGCCUGAGGCCAGCGAGCUCUACAAGUUCGACUACUGCCAGAAAGGUAUGAAGCUGCCGUCUCGAACCUCCACACAGGUGGACAGUAAAGAGGGACAGAAGUGGAAUCAGACCCAGGAGACGGGACAGAAUGAGCCCUGCUGCUCAUGUCCUAAAACUGAGAAGGAGCUGAAGAAGGAGGCGGAGGAGAGCGAGUACCGCAAGACCUUCGAGAACUACCUGCACAACGAGGUGUUCCGUAUCAGGCCACGUCAGCGCAGAGCCGCUGUGGGCGUGGCCAACAGCACUGUCUCCACCUCUCUGACCGCGCCCACUGCCCAGCCCAGCCUGAGUGUGGCGGAGGAGGCGGAGUCUAGUAAGAUGGUUGUGUCUGUGUGGGGUAAGGAGUCCACGGUCAUCUCCAGCCUCAAACACUUCACCAGCUACCAGAUCGAGAUCCACGCCUGCAACAACCAGCCGGACGACCCCGAGCGCUGCAGCAUGGCCGCCUACGUCAGCGCCCGCACCAUGCCCGAGGAUCACGCUGAUGACAUUACUGGAAAGAUUAAUUUUGAUGUUGUCGACUAUUCGGUGCACAUCAGGUGGGCGGAGCCAAAUGCCCCGAAUGGCAUGAUUAUCCUUUACGAGGUGAACUACAAGAGACUGGGUGAUACAGAGGAGCUGAAUCACUGCGUGUCCAGGAAGCAUUACGUCACUGAGGGAGGCUGCAGGCUGAGAGUGGUGCAUCCUGGGAAUUACACCGUGAGAAUCCGAGCCACGUCACUGGCAGGGAACGGGUCCUGGACCGAACCCGCGCACUUCUACGUCAAAGAUCUUCGUGUGGACCCGACCAACAUGUUGAAGAUGAUCCUGGUCCCAGUGGUGUGUGUGGUGCUGCUGGUGCUGCUGGCGACGGGUGGAUUCAUCAUGUUCAGGAGGAAGCAAGCAGAAGGACCAACUGGACGCCUGUACACCUCACCAAACCCUGAAUAUCUCAGUCCAGAUGAAAUGUACGAGCCGGACGAGUGGGAGGUGGCGCGGGAGAAGAUCACCCUGCUGCGUGAGCUGGGCCAGGGCUCGUUCGGGAUGGUGUAUGAGGGCGUGGCCCGUGUCGUGGUGAAGGGCGAGGCUCAGACUCGAGUCGCGGUGAAGACGGUUAACGAGGCGGCGAGUCUGCGCGAGAGGAUCGAGUUCCUCAACGAGGCGUCCGUCAUGAAGGCGUUCAGCUGUCACCAUGUGGUGAGACUGCUGGGCGUGGUCUCUAAAGGCCAGCCCACUCUGGUGGUGAUGGAGCUGAUGACACACGGAGACCUGAAGAGCUACCUGCGCCGUCUCCGCCCCGACUCUGAGAACAACCCGGGCCGCCCCCCCCCCACCCUGAGGGAGAUGGUGCAGAUGGCGGCGGAGAUCGCAGACGGGAUGGCGUACCUCAACGCUAAGAAGUUUGUACACAGAGACCUGGCGGCCCGAAACUGCAUGGUGUCCGAGGACUACACCGUCAAGAUCGGAGACUUCGGGAUGACGAGAGAUAUCUACGAGACUGAUUAUUACCGUAAGGGGGGUAAAGGGCUGCUCCCAGUCAGGUGGAUGGCACCUGAGUCCCUGAAGGACGGAGUGUUUACUGCACACUCGGACUGCUGGUCGUUCGGUGUGGUCCUGUGGGAGAUUAGCACGCUAGCCGAGCAGCCGUAUCAGGGUCUGUCUAACGAGCAGGUGCUGAAGUUCGUGAUGGACGGAGGAUUCCUGGAGCGGCCGGAUAACUGUCCUGACAGACUUCACAGCCUGAUGCAGAUGUGUUGGCACUACAACCCGAAGCUGCGUCCCACGUUCCAGGAGAUCAUCGAGAGUCUGAGAGACGACCUUCACCCGUCCUUCACCGAGCUCUCGUUCUUCUACAGCGAGGAUAACCGGAUGCGAGCGCGCGACUCCGACGACUUCGACAUGGACGUGGAGAACAUGGAGAGCAUCCCUCUGUCGUCCUACUCGCCCGGGGACGAGGGGGACGAGGGUGCCUACGAAGGACUCAUCCCCUACACACACAUGAAUGGGGGAAAGAAAAACGGAUGCGUUCCCUCGCUCCCUCGGUCCAGCCCCUCUUAAUGCAUCGUCAGCAUCCUGAAGCCACACCCCCCAAAAAAAAGUUACAAGCUAGCAUAGAUUUAUUUUUCUUCUUCGCUGGUUUUUAUAAAACCACUUUUUUUAUAUCACUUCCUGUUUUUCCAUUGGACCCGCCCACCUGGACUUUAGGCUGUGUCCCAAAUGCUUGCUAAACUAGAAGUUAGCAAGUGAGCUAGCGUCCGACAUAAACCAGCAUUUAUCCAAAGAGGACGGAGAGAUGCUAAAUGUAUAGCUUUUAGUUUUCUACAUAACUUUUUUUUUUUUAAUUGGGUGUGUCUGGGAUAGAAGGGGCGGGGCUUAUCACAAACUUAUGGUAAUAUAUAUAUAUAUAUUAACUUUUUCAGCUUGAUGUAUGUAAUGCAUAAAAUAACGGUUAUAUAUUUGCGCUAAGCUAGCUAGCCACACCAGCCAUAUCCAGCUAAGUUGCUAACGUUACUCGACCAGCAGUAGAGACCUGCUGUUAAGUUGCUAGCCUAGCUUAGCCGCACGAUAGACUGCCAUGUUGAUCAGGUUUGUGAUUAAGGUGCACCUUAAGCUCCGCCCCCGGGACUCCUUAGCCAAACCAGCAAGUAGCAACACUCUGUCUCGGAAAAUGUAGCUAAUUAUGUACUUUAUCACUAACUCGUUAAGGCGCAGUGAAUUAUGGGUAACACCCACACAAAAACCGGCUGUUCUAGGCGUUUGGGGUGGAGCCUGAAAGCGACAGUGGUGGAGUGGGGCGGGGUCGUGAUGUUCCUGCAUCUGUGCGCUACACGUGCGACGCUGCUCCCUCACUUAUCACUUUAUAUUUGGCCAAGAGGAUGAGGGAGGCCACGCCCCUAAACACACACUAACUGUGAACAAACUGAGGACCUCAACCAAUCAGGGGGCGCGGGGAGGGGCAGUUAAAGUGGCCUUAUUGUGUGUAUGUCCAACACACUUCCUGCCUACAGUAACAUCCAUUUGUCUGUCAGUUCAUCUACAUUUACGUUCAAAAGUUUGCAUCCCCUUUGAAUGGAGAACAUCACCAGCAGGACACUCAGUUCUUCAUUGUGAUUUUAUAUUUAUAUACACAUAUUACUUUAUCAUUUACAUCCUCCACGUCUCUUCCCGGCUGACUCCGCCCGAUUGCUUGGGCAGUUUGUUGCUGUAGUUUUCACGAGAUGUUUCAGUUCUUUGGGAUGUGUUUGUGUUUAAUGUUUUGUUGCAGGAGAAUCUUUUAAUGGACAAAUCAUAACGUAGAGCCAGAACUUUCUCUCCUCCAGAAAACAUGGAAGAUGAAGCUAACUUUUUCAUCUCUCUCUCUCUCUCUCUCUCUCGCUCUCUGUCUCUGUCUCUCUCCAGUAUUGUUGUCCACACAGAUGAUGGAAAGAUGAGUGUGGACUGUAUUUCUUUAUUAUUUCUGUAUUGAAGCUGAAGGACAGUAAAACAAAAUUUAUCUCACACACACACACACACACACACACACACACACACACACACACGCACGCUGACCUCAGAGCCUUGUCAGCCUUGGGUAAUCAGGGGCGUGGCCUGAUGUGGCUGAGAGAAGAUUUUACUAUUCAAACAAUCGGAGCUCACGCACCUCAGACGACUAGCGCGCGCCACUGCUCAGUGUUAGCUCUGUUAGCAUUAGCACUACGUCAACUGUGACUCAGACUCCUGAUUCCAGUUUAGACUUUAUUAAUAUUUUUAAUGAGACUUGAGUACGCUUGUGGUGAUAUUUGAGUCAUUGCCAUGGUGACGAUGCUCUGAGGUCUCAAGUUCAAAGGAAUUUCAGCCAGGUUAUAAUAUACAGAAUGUUAAGCUCUAGUGUGUGUGUGUGAGAGAGGACAGACUGAUCUGACCAGUAGGUGCUGCUUUGAUAAAUAUUUUAUUGGGUUUUGGAUGAGAUGCAGCUUUUAUGCAUCUCUUACCUUUAUUAUUAUUAUUAUUAUUAUUGUUGUUGUUAUAAUUAUUAUUAUUGUUUUUUUUUUCUUUUCUAACCGAGGAGUCGUACUAAUCCUGCUCUUGUCCACGUGUUGUAGACACCUGAGCCGCCGGGUGUUAAUACUUUCUGCUGUUAAUAAAAGCAGUGAGGUGCAUCUGAGGA
Messenger RNA from Clarias gariepinus (North African catfish), 6970 nucleotides. It is a transcript of the gene insra, whose product is annotated as insulin receptor a. Lineage: Eukaryota; Metazoa; Chordata; Actinopteri; Siluriformes; Clariidae. Gene Ontology annotation, cellular component: membrane; axon; insulin receptor complex. Bases 871 to 4881 code for a protein of 1336 amino acids. The record is from RefSeq and is a predicted model, not a curated record. The transcript is spliced from 21 exons. Gene Ontology annotation, molecular function: phosphatidylinositol 3-kinase binding; insulin receptor substrate binding; ATP binding. Gene Ontology annotation, biological process: multicellular organism development; protein autophosphorylation; cell surface receptor protein tyrosine kinase signaling pathway.